AUGCUCUCUCACCAAGACCUCCUGGAUGCUCGGCUCGGUGAGUUAUCAUCACUAAACUCCGGCCCUAAACUCCACUGGAUGAAGGAUGCUGCAGAGUUACUCGGACACCGAGAGGCUCUAAAGUGUCGGCUUGGCGGUGGGGUGCCAGACCAGGGGCAUCCGGGAGACAUGGCCCCUGGUUCAGACUCUGUAGAAGGUACCACUCUUCUGCCGGGAGAAGACAUUGCCACUGUGGGAUCCAACUCGGCCGGCAUGCCGGUGAACGGGAAGGAGCAAGAAAAGCAGCAGCAGCAACCGCAGCAAAGCUCCGGUCAGACCUCCAGUCAGCAGAAACAGAAGCGGCACAGGACGCGCUUUACCCCGGCGCAGCUCAACGAGCUGGAGCGCAGUUUUGCCAAAACCCACUACCCUGACAUCUUCAUGAGGGAGGAACUGGCGCUAAGGAUCGGCCUCACCGAGUCCAGAGUUCAGGUCUGGUUCCAGAACAGACGCGCCAAGUGGAAGAAGAGGAAGAAGACCACCAAUGUGUUCCGCUCCCCGGGGACGCUGCUCCCGACACCGGGCCUGCCACAGUUCUCUGCCGCGGCCGCCAUGGAGAACAGCUUGUGCUCCUUCCACGCCAACGACUCUCGCUGGGCCACGGGGAUGCCGGGGGUCUCCCAGCUGCAGCUCCCGCCAGCUCUAGGUCGCCAGACGGGCAUGGCGCAGUCUCUGUCACAGUGCAGCCUGGGUCACGGCCCACCACCAAACUCCAUGGGUCUCUCCAACGGCCUGUCCUCCAACGGCUCCGGUCUGCAGUCCCACCUCUACCAGUCGCAUUUCCCAGGAAUGUCGGCCUCUCUCUCCGGGCCCACGAACGUAUCGGGCUCCCCGCAGCUGUGUAGUUCCCCGGACAGUGACAUGUGGAGAGGGACAAGCAUCGCGUCACUGCGACGCAAAGCACUGGAGCACACAGUGUCCAUGAGUUUCACUUAG
Messenger RNA from Scomber scombrus (Atlantic mackerel), 975 nucleotides. RefSeq names its product homeobox protein orthopedia B-like. NCBI's taxonomy places the organism in Eukaryota, Metazoa, Chordata, Actinopteri, Scombriformes, Scombridae. The coding region runs from base 1 to 975 and encodes 324 amino acids. Gene Ontology annotation, molecular function: DNA-binding transcription factor activity, RNA polymerase II-specific; DNA binding. Gene Ontology annotation, biological process: regulation of DNA-templated transcription; neuron differentiation. The record is from RefSeq and is a predicted model, not a curated record. The transcript is spliced from 3 exons.